This is a messenger RNA of Strongyloides ratti, 462 nucleotides long. RefSeq names its product Calycin-like domain and Calycin domain-containing protein. The record is from RefSeq and is a predicted model, not a curated record. Bases 1 to 462 code for a protein of 153 amino acids. Lineage: Eukaryota; Metazoa; Nematoda; Chromadorea; Rhabditida; Strongyloididae. The transcript is spliced from 2 exons.
AUGUCUUCGCCAACUCUUCCAAAUCAAUUUCUUAACAAAGGAUUUGUUGAAAUAUCUGCAACAGGCUGUGAUGAGUAUAUGGCUUUAAAGGGAAUGCCAUGGCUUGUUAGAAAAUUUGUAUGCCGUACUUUAACAAAAGGAUAUAUUAAAAUUACAACUGAGGAAGUUGAAGGUGUAUAUAAAAUAGAGUUAGGCCUUACUAAAAAUCGUAAUUCAUAUACCUUCCGCCUUAAUGAAGCUUUUGAGGAUAUUGGAUAUGAUAUGAAAAAACAUAAAAUUAUAUUCACAUAUGAAAAUGACAAAAUUAUUGAAAGACACACUCAUUUAGAAGGAGAUCGUGUUGGUUCCAGUGAUGAUAUUUUUUACUGGUAUUUUGAUAAAGAUGGAAAAAUGACAUCUGAAUGUUCUUUUGAAAAGGAUGGUACCACAAAAACAUGGAUUAGAAAAUUUCAACAAGAAUAA